AUGAACACCGUGUUCAAGCUAAGGAUUAAUGUAAGAGGAGACUUGUUGAACAAAGGCUUCUGGGAUUCUUAUAAUGUGUGGGACUUGCAUGGAGAAGUGUUAGUUAGAGUUGACGAUGAAGUCGAAGAUGAUAGCAUUGAAGAGGAUAAUAUUACUGAUAUGAUUCACGAUGCUUGCGGAUUUAUGAAUGUGGAGGAUAAUACUAAUUCUUCUGAGGGCAAUGAAGAGCCAAAUGUGCAUGCAACAAAGUUCUACAAAUUGUUAGAAAAUGAUCAUACAGAACUUUAUCCUGGUUGCACAAAAGUCUCAAAGUUGUCUUUUGUUGUUAAAUUACUUCACUUGAAGUGUCUUAACCAUUGGAGCAACAAAUCAAUGGAUGAGUUGUUGAUCUUCUUUAAAGAAGUUCUUCCUAAGGGGUCAUUUGUACCCAAAUCUUUUUAUGAAGCGCCUAAAGUUCUUCGUGACCUAGGCUUGGGGUACACCAAAAUAGAUGCAUGUCAGAAUGAUUGUAUUCACGAUUAUGUCAAUGUCCAAUCAUGUCCGAAGUAUGGUAAAUCUAGAUGGAAGUCAGAAGGACACAAAGGCAAGAAAGUAGCUCAUAAAGUAUUGCGACAUUUUACAAUCAAACCAAGGCUUCAGCGAUUAUACAUGGCAAAAGAGACGGCAAAGAAGAUGAGGUGGCACAAGGAAGAAAAUAUUGAUGAUGAUGUCUUGCGGCAUCCAUCCGACUCAAUAGAAUGGAAAUCUUUCAAUGAGCGUCAUCCUACUUUUUCAACUAAGUUAAGAAAUGUUAGAUUAGGUUUAGCAAGUGAUGGGUUCCAACCUUAUGGGAAUAUGAGUUCCAAUCAUAGCCCUAAGUGUCCAGGCAAUGAUAUUGACGUAUACUUACAACCAAUGAUUAAAGAGUUGAAAGAACUAUGGGACGGGGUGGAGACUUAUGAUGCACACUUAAAAUCUAAUUUUCUUAUGUGUGUGGCUCUCCUGUGGACGAUUAAUGACUUUCUUGCAUAUGGGAACCUUUCAGGAUGGUCAACCAAAGGCAAGCUUGCAUUCCCUUGUUGCCAUAAAGACACACAAUCAGUUUCCUUACGUAAUAAGUUGUGUUAUAUGGGUCAUCGUCGCUUCCUUCCCAUAAACCAUCCAUGGCAUAGAAACAGGGUGUUAUUUGAUGGGAAAGUGGAAAUGGGGGCUGCACCUUGCCCUUUAACAGGUGAUGAAGCACUUAUGCAAUUACAAGAUUUGGGAAAUGUGACUUAUGGUGAAGUGCAAAAGUGA
Molecule: messenger RNA, 1275 nt
Organism: Lycium barbarum (goji berry)
Lineage: Eukaryota; Viridiplantae; Streptophyta; Magnoliopsida; Solanales; Solanaceae
Exons: 2
Coding region: 1-1275 (424 amino acids)
Source: RefSeq, a predicted model, not a curated record